Coffea arabica (coffee) is the source of this 2480-nucleotide messenger RNA. RefSeq lists its product as uncharacterized. The record is from RefSeq and is a predicted model, not a curated record. NCBI's taxonomy places the organism in Eukaryota, Viridiplantae, Streptophyta, Magnoliopsida, Gentianales, Rubiaceae.
GCAAUGACGACUUUACUCUUCAAAUCAAUGAAUACUACAAAGAAAAUGAAGGAAGAAUUGCCAAACUCAGCUCGGUUUCUCUAGGCUAGCUGGAUUGAUUUUUUUAGAGAAGAAAGAAGGGAAAGAAGCAAAAAGAAUACAUGGCCUCCCUCAUCCCUCACAUGGUAAAGAGGCUAUGGGAUGAGUGGAAUCUUCGCGCUGCAGUCCUUAUUAGUCUUUUCUUCCAAAUGGUGUUAUUAUCCUUAGCAACAUUUCGGAAACGAACAGGAAACAGAAUAGUGAAUGCCACAAUAUGGUCUGUUUAUCUGCUUGCCGAUUGGCUUGCUGCUUUUGCUGUUGGACUCAUCUCUAAUGGCCAAAGUAAUGACAAUCCUGAUAAAUUCAGAGUAAAUAAAGAUCUUGCAGCAUUCUGGGCUCCAUUUUUAUUGUUACAUCUUGGUGGCCCUGAUAACAUAACUGCUUUCUCCCUUGAAGAUAAUGAGUUGUGGAUCCGGCAUCUGCUUGGGCUUGUCAUUCAGCUUCUUGCUGUUGCUUACGUCUUUUCCCAGUCCAUCCCUAACGUACUCUCAGUUCCCACAAUACUCUUGUUUUUCGCUGGAGCUAUUAAAUAUGCUGAGCGAACUCGUGCUCUAUAUUCAGGUUGCUUGGGUAAUUUUAAGGCUUCUAUGCUUGAUACUGGACCAAAUUAUAUUCCGCUUAUGGAGGAGUACUCAGCUAAUAAAGAUGCUGAUGUUCCGGUUAGGAUAAUAAUAGAGAACGAACCUAGGAGAGUCCUUCAGACUUCUGAAAUUCUAGAUGAAACAGAUUGGACUACUGAAGAAGAAAUAACUCACCUAGAAGUUGUGCAGAAGGGGUAUGAAUUUUUCACCACUUUUAGGGGGCUGAUUGCUGACCAUAUGUUUAGCUUCCAUGUGCCUAAUAGAAGCAGAAGAUUCUUCUCCCAAAUUUCUGCCCAUGAUGCUUGCAGAGUAUUGGAGGUGGAGCUCAAUUUCAUGUAUGAUUCUCUCUACACUAAGAUGGCUGUGGUGCACAGUAAUAUAGGUUUUGUUUUCCGUUUCAUCUGCUCUGUACUUAUAGUGCUUUGUUUUGUGGAAUUUGCAUCACAUCGUAGUUCCGAGAUCAACCAUUUUGAUGUUACUGUUAACUACAUUUUGCUUUAUGGUGCUGUUGGCUUGGAUCUUGUGGCUUUGAUUAAGGUCAUUUUCUCUGACUGGACUGUAGUUGCGCUUAAGAAUCGCAGAAUUAAACGAAUCGUAUCUGCCGUCCGUGACAAGCUGUCAUCCGAUCAAAGGUGGUCUAAUACAAUCUCGCAGCAUAACUUGAUCAAUUUUUGCCUGAAUCAGCGGUGGAGAUGGUUAGAUAUUGCAGCUGAAACCGUUGGACUCAAGGCAUUUCUUGAUGAACUGAAAUACAAAAAGGACUUUGUCAUUCAGAAUAAUUUGAAAGAAUUUAUCUUUGACGAGCUCAGGGGUAAAGCUUACAAAGCAAGAACCACUAAAGUUGCUAAAGAAAUAUACUCGGCAAGAGGUAAAAGUGCUCUGUCAGAUUACAUUGGCUACAGAUCUGAGACCAUGUCAUCAAGUGUAAGUGAGGAAGUUGAUUAUGAUGAAAGCCUGUUGCUGUGGCAUAUUGCCACUGAGCUAUGCUAUUCCACAAGCCCUGAUGAUAAAAAUUCCAAUCGUGAAUUUUGCAAGCUUAUAUCUGAUUAUAUGUUGUAUCUCUUGGUUAUGCGGCCUACAAUGAUGUCUGCAGCUGCUGGCAUUGGACAGAUUCGAUUUCAGUACACGUGUGAGGAUGCUAAGAAUCUUUUCAGCAGGUUGAAGCCAGAAUUAAGGCCAUCAAUUUCAGCAGCCUUCACAUCCAAGAUUACAGCAGCAACCCGACAAAGAGAUGCAUGUGAAAAGCUACUUAAUGAAUGGGAAGUGCUACUUAAUGUAAAUACAGAUGAUAAACCCGAUGCUCUGAAGGGUGGCACAAGAAAAUCGGUGCUUUCUGCUGCCUGUAGGCUCGCAAAGGAUUUGAGAGAUUUGGAGGAUAAUAAAAGAAGGUGGGAGAUAAUGAGCAAAGUGUGGGUGGAACUGUUGUCCUAUGCUGCCGGCCACUGCCGACCAUAUGCUCAUGCUCAGGAGCUCAGUAAAGGGGGUGAGCUGAUUACUUUCGUUUGGAUGCUGAUGGCUCAUUUUGGAUUAUUAGAACAAUUUUGGAUUGUGGCUGGGCAUGCGAGACCAAAAUUGAUUGUGGAAAAGUAGGGAUUAUAAUCAGGUAAAGGCAGAAUAAGAAUUUUCUUCUUGACUGGAAUCAAAUAGAGUUCUUCGGCCAGGAUUACUUCCCCGGCUUGGUGAGUGAUUCUUCUUGUAGAAGAAAAUUUUCAUUUCAGUAUGAUAACUCAAGCUAAUUUUCCUUAUUCAUCGAAAGCUGUUUGUAUAUUCAUCUUGUUUGACAUUAUGGCACUAUUGAAACUCAGCGAGUAUGAACAUUUA